This is a messenger RNA of Parnassius apollo (apollo), 1623 nucleotides long. The record is from the annotation of a GenBank genome assembly. NCBI's taxonomy places the organism in Eukaryota, Metazoa, Arthropoda, Insecta, Lepidoptera, Papilionidae.
AUGAAAUUUCUUUGGCUACUGUCUAUUUUGUUUGCUGCAAAUUAUGUUGACAGUGCUAAUUUUCGUGUGGACCCCCUUGUUUUAAUUGAACAAGGAUUAGUAAGAGGUCAAAAAUCUAAAGAUAAUGUAUAUUCCUCUUUCUUAGGCAUACCGUACGCGCGGGUGGAUUCAAGCAACCCUUUUGGGCCAGCACUAUCAGCAGCGCCAUUUGAAGAGCAAAUUUUCGACGCUAACGAUGGUUCAGUGAAAUGUCCCCAGACGCAAGAAGUGUUUGGUGACUCCACCAGAGGAUCGAAAAGAGAGAUCGGUCAAUUGGACUGUCUUCAUCUGAACGUCUAUGUGCCUAUAACAGCAGGCACGCUUAAUCCACUGCCCGUUUUAGUAUGGAUACAUGGGGGAUAUUUUACUUCUGGCAGUGGUGGAGAAUACGACCCACAUGACUUAGUCGAACAAGGGAUCAUCGUCGUUACUAUUAAUUACCGACUAGGGCCUUACGGAUUUAUGUGUUUAGACAUCCCUUCAGUACCAGGCAACCAAGGGCUAAAAGAUCAGUAUACUGCUUUACGUUGGGUAAGAAGAAACAUCCGGGCGUUCGGAGGCAAUCCUUACAAUAUUACAAUUGGGGGUCAAAGUGCUGGUGCCUGUUCAGUUUUACUUCAGCUAUAUUCUGAUAAUGAAAAACUCUUCAACAAAGUUAUCGUAGAGAGUGGCACGCCACAAACUGAAGGCAUGUUUGUAAAUGCAGAUGUAGACGCAGCUUUAAAACUGGCUGGACAUCUUGGAUUUAAUACAUCUGAUACUCACGAAGCAUUAACAUUCCUGGCAGGCACAUCUCCUCAUUUAGUAACAGCGGCGGCAGCAGAAAUCAACUUAGAAUUACGUCCUUGUAAAGAAAAAUCUUUUAGCGGUGUUGAGAACUUUGUUGAAACUGAUCCAUUUUCUUUGUCUAACGAAAAGAAAGUUAGAAAUACUCCUAUACUAAUUGGUCACACAAGCAAAGAAGAAUACGGGUCGUUGAAAAAUUACGGCGAAAGCUAUUUCAAGAAAGAUCCAUUUUACGAAAAGCUUCGUAACAAUUUUAAUCUAAAUGAAGAGCAAUUGACUGAAGCAUCAGACAUAGUAAAGCAUUUUUACAUUGGCGACAGAGCAGUCUCCGCAGACGUAACAUCAGAAUUGGAAAGUUUUGAUUCAGAUUUCAAGUUUAAUCAUCCAACACAGCGAAUGAUUACGAAUUUGCUGAAUGAGAAAGCACAUCCCUUAUAUCAAUACGAAUUUAGCUACGUUGGUGACUCUGCUGGAGAAGCUGGUCAUACAGCAGAACUCCAUUUUCUAUUCCCAGCGUCUAACACAAAUAAUGACGUAAAUGAUAAUGAUCAAUUAAUAAUAAACCGUAUUACCACUCUAUGGGCCAACUUUGUCAAAUAUGGGAAUCCCACACCAAUGACUACCGAAUUAUUGCCUGUUACUUGGGAACCAGUCACCACAAAUACCAGACCAUAUUUGGUGAUCGAUACAGACACAAAAUUAGAUCACAGGAUAUUCAACAGUAGGAUGGCUUUCUGGGACCUCUUCUACUCAUUCUACGGAAAGUUGAAUAAACUUGCCCGAGAAUGUGAUAUCUAA